Molecule: messenger RNA, 2433 nt
Organism: Lontra canadensis (Northern American river otter)
Lineage: Eukaryota; Metazoa; Chordata; Mammalia; Carnivora; Mustelidae
Product: N-acetylated-alpha-linked acidic dipeptidase 2
Exons: 19
Coding region: 66-2288 (740 amino acids)
Molecular function (GO): carboxypeptidase activity
Source: RefSeq, a predicted model, not a curated record
UCUGUUUGGUCUGCAGGCUAGAGGCUGGCUCUUUCCUGAACACCAAGCUCCGUCCCCAGGGAGUCAUGGCUAUGUCCAGGGGCCGUCUCCAUCUUUGGAUGUACUUGGCUGCAGCGCUGGCAUCUUUCCUGGCAGGAUUUUUGGUGGGCUGGUUUAUUAAGCCUUUGAAAGAAACUACAACUUCACCAUCCUAUCAUCAAAGUACACGGUGGAAACUCGUAUCUGAGAUGAAAGCUGAAAAUAUCAAAUCAUUUCUUCGUUCUUUUACAAAGCUCCCUCAUCUGGCAGGAAGAGAACAAAAUUUACUUCUUGCCAAGAAAAUCCAAACCCAGUGGAAGAAAUUUGGACUGGAUUCAGCCAAGUUGGUUCAUUAUGAUGUUCUCCUCUCCUACCCUAAUGAGACAAAUGCCAACUAUAUAUCAAUCAUGGAUGAACAUGGAAUUGAGAUUUUCAAUACCUCCUAUUUUGAGCCGCCACCUGAUGGAUAUGAGAAUGUUACAAAUAUUGUUCCACCAUAUAACGCUUUCUCAGCCCAGGGCAUGCCAGAGGGAGAUCUUAUAUAUGUGAACUAUGCUCGUACUGAAGAUUUUUUCAAACUGGAGAGAGAGAUGAACAUCAAUUGCAGUGGAAAGAUUGUUAUUGCAAGAUAUGGAAAAAUCUUCAGAGGAAAUAAAGUUAAAAAUGCCAUGUUAGCAGGAGCCAUAGGAAUCAUCUUGUACUCAGAUCCAGCGGACUACUUUGCCCCUGCGGUACAGCCUUAUCCUAAAGGAUGGAACCUUCCUGGAACUGCAGUGCAGAGAGGGAAUGUGUUAAAUUUGAAUGGUGCUGGUGACCCACUCACUCCAGGCUAUCCAGCUAAAGAGUACACCUUUAGACUUGAUGUCAAAGAAGGAGUGGGAAUUCCCAAGAUCCCUGUACAUCCUAUUGGGUAUAAUGAUGCAGAAAUAUUACUACGCCACAUGGGAGGAAUUGCUGUACCCGAUGACAGCUGGAAGGGAAGUCUUAAUGUGGAUUAUAACAUUGGGCCUGGCUUUGCAGGGCAUGAUUCCUUCAGGAAGGUUAGAAUGCAUGUUCAUAACACCAAUAAAAUUACAAGGAUUUACAAUGUAAUUGGAACGAUCAGAGGAUCUGUGGAACCUGACAGGUAUGUUAUUCUAGGAGGUCAUCGGGACUCCUGGGUGUUUGGAGCUAUUGACCCAACCAGUGGAGCUGCUGUUUUGCAAGAAAUUGUCCAGAGUUUCGGAAAACUCAUGAGUGGAGGCUGGAGACCUAGAAGAACUAUCAUUUUUGCCAGCUGGGAUGCAGAAGAGUUUGGGCUGCUGGGAUCCACAGAAUGGGCUGAGGAGAAUGCAAAAACACUCCAGGAAAGAAGUGUUGCUUAUAUCAACUCAGAUUCAUCUAUAGAAGGCAAUUAUACUCUCAGAGUUGACUGUACACCCCUUCUUUACCAGUUGGUGUAUAAACUGACAAAAGAGAUCUCUAGCCCAGAUGAUGGUUUUGAGAGUAAAUCUCUUUAUGAAAGUUGGUUGGAAAAGGACCCUUCAUCUGAAAAUAUAAACUUUCCUAGAAUCAACAAACUGGGAUCUGGAAGUGAUUUUGAAGCUUAUUUCCAGAGACUUGGAAUUGCUUCAGGCAGAGCCCGUUACACUAAGAAUAGGAAAACAGAUAAAUACAGCAGCUACCCGGUAUACCACACGAUUUAUGAGACGUUUGAAUUAGUAGAGAAUUUUUAUGAUCCCACAUUUAAAAAACAGCUUUCUGUGGCUCAGUUACGAGGAGCACUGGUUUAUGAGCUUGCAGACUCUGAAAUCAUUCCUUUCAAUAUUGAAGACUAUGCAAAAGCUUUGAAAAAGUAUGCAUCAAGUAUCUACAAUUUAUCUAAGAAACAUGACCAACAACUGAGAGACCACGGAAUAUCAUUUGAUCCUUUAUUUUCUGCUGUGAAGAACUUCUCAGAUGCUGCUUCGGAUUUUCAUAGAAGACUUACACAAGUUAAUCUUAAUAAUCCCAUUGCACUGAGAAUCAUGAACGACCAACUGAUGCUCCUGGAGAGGGCAUUCAUCGAUCCCCUUGGUUUACCAGGGAGGCGGUUCUAUAGGCACAUCAUCUUUGCUCCAAGUAGCCACAACAAAUAUGCUGGAGAAUCAUUUCCUGGGAUCUAUGAUGCUAUGUUUGAUAUUGAAAACAAAGAAGACCCUCAUUCAGCCUGGACAGAAGUAAAGAAACACAUUUCUAUUGCAGCCUUUACAAUUCAAGCAGCAGCAGGGACUCUGACAGAAGUGUUAUAGUGAGGUCCCAGCCAAGUGGCUAGCCAUUUAAAGUGUUACUGAAAGUCUGAGGGUAAAACUCUUGUUUUCUGAUAAUUCAUGAUGCCAGAGUAUUCUAUAAUCUUGCUUUUCAUGUCAUGUUUUGACUUUAGACUUCCAUCCUGUC